This is a messenger RNA of Alternaria alternata, 899 nucleotides long. RefSeq lists its product as hypothetical. The record is from RefSeq and is a predicted model, not a curated record. Lineage: Eukaryota; Fungi; Ascomycota; Dothideomycetes; Pleosporales; Pleosporaceae. Bases 164 to 835 code for a protein of 223 amino acids. The transcript has 2 exons.
CACUAGUCAUCGAUAACCUUCUGCGCGCAACAACACUAAUCUGUAGAGUACCAAGUCCCCGCUGUGGACCUGCACCGGUUCAUGCUAGAUCCCCGUUUUCCAUCAGCCAGCGGGACUUACAGCGUUUAGCCGUCGUCUCGAAUCAUGCGUAUAUGCUCUCAGAAUGUAUGCGAAAAUCACUAACACGACAGCAGUUCUGAACGCUUUUAUCCUUCGCUUGCUUGGCGAAAAGGCGGCUGACUGCAACUCGAUGCGCAGCUCAAACGAUGGCACCGCGAUACCCUACGCACAGCACCGGCACUCCGAGGCCUGCUAUCCGUUAUCUCGUCUAAGUGGUACAACACCUGCUCCUAGAGCAAUAUGUUUCGACAAAUCGACUCUCGCCGCGAGUAUCGCACAUAGUGCGCCGCCUACAUACAAGGAUACGAUAAAGAGCAACAUCAAAAGGGCUCUUUGUCAGGAGGAUGCGGGCACUGCUUCACUCACGGGAGCAGCGUUUCCGUCAUCCCUCCUACAAAUUGGUGGUAGCAGAGCUCUUAUUGGCAGCGGCACCAUCAUCGGGCUCACAAGGAUGCUCUAUCGUAUAACGAAGGAUCGUCAUGCAGACGUCCCUUCAGAGUCUGUAUACUCAGUCUCAUCACCUAUUUCUGUCAAGUGCAUUUCUCCUACACCCCAAGCUGCAGUCUCACUCACGGAGACGCUUAUCCUUCCUUCGUCCAUUCACUACACCGAUCUUCAUGCCCAAGCUGUAGUUCCUCCGACGGGAACAACUCCUCUAUUCUACCCACCGCCUCCACCUGAAUCUGAGCCUUACAACACCGGACAAACCCAAUAGUCGCAGUGCGAUGCAAUACUUACGGUUGCUCGUGCAAUUAAGUUGCUAUCUGGUGUGGUUCAAG